Aspergillus novofumigatus IBT 16806 is the source of this 1094-nucleotide messenger RNA. RefSeq lists its product as uncharacterized. The transcript has a single exon. Gene Ontology annotation, biological process: protein transport. The record is from RefSeq and is a predicted model, not a curated record. Lineage: Eukaryota; Fungi; Ascomycota; Eurotiomycetes; Eurotiales; Aspergillaceae. Bases 235 to 810 code for a protein of 191 amino acids.
UUUUGUGUCUUGCUUCUGAGGACAAUAAAUCUCGCAGCGAAAGCGGUCCUCAUCUCUGCUACUCCGUACCACCUUCCCCUCCGACCCGCUUCUUCGGGAUUGGCAUUGGGAUACUUUUUUUUUUCCUCCCCUUCCCCCGUUCUACUCCAGUUCUCCUCGAGUUUAUUAUCUGCGAGACCUGAUUCCAAAACGCAUAAGGGAGCGACAAGUCCGUUGGUCACAUCACCAUCCACCAUGGCGACCUCCGAAUCCUCCUCCGUCGUAUCCGACGCUCUAAACGACUUCUUCGGCCAACUCUACACCUUCGUCGAAACAAUCUUCAGACGAUUCUUCAAGAAUCUCUACAAAUCAUUCGUCGAAAUGAGCGCCAAGCGCUGGACGAAAAUCAUCGUCUCCGUCGUCGUUUACAUCCUCAUCCGUCCUUACAUCGAAGCCUGGUUCCGCAAAAUGGCCGAAAAAGACCGCAAGAAGCAAUUGGAGAAGGAAAAGGCAGAGCGGGAAGCCAAGAGAAAGAACAAGGCCAAGAUGUCCGCUAAUGCGCUGCGUGGUGGCGCCACCGGUGGCGGCAAAGUGCUAGGCGAGGUUGACAAUACGGACGAUGAGAUCGAGAGCGGCGAGGACUUUGCUACCGCCAGUGGUGUGCCGGAGUGGGGGAAGCACGCACGGAAGCGCCAGAAGAAGUAUAUGAAGGAGCUGCAACGGGAAGCGGAGCAGCAGACGGAGAAGUUGUCAGAUGAGCAGCUCAUGGAAUUGCUCGAUUGGAGUGAAUCGGAGGAUGAGAAGAAGCAGGAGGAGAGAAAAGAGGAGUGAGAGGUAAACCUCAUUUUUCGGUGCCGUUCGUCGACUUCAGAGCUGGUCACGUUGCUCUUGGCCUAAUUACUCCUAUCCGUCUUAAUAACCGCUUUCCUUCACCCGCUGUAUAAUUGAUAAACCUUCAUGUUCUGUUGAGGCUCUUCUCACGUACCAGCGACGACGCGGCCAGGCACGGCUCCUGUCUUUAUAGGUGCCCAUAGAUUAUGUACUCGAACUAUAUUCUCAAAAACUCGAUGUCACUAUUCUAUCAUCAAGCCGUGCAAUUGUUCAAUCGUAUCAUC